GCUGCGUAGAAGCACUUCACCAUCUUCAGCAUGGUGUAGAAGUCACGUGCUCCAUCCAGCCGAUCCUGCUCAAAUGUGGAUCAACAAUGAACAUAUGAAAUCUCAUAUCAAGACUUUCUCUCAUCUGAUAUUUGACAACAAAAACAAUGACCAAUCUUAAAACUGUAUUGAUAGGUGGUGGAACUGGUUUCAUAGGAACGGCAUUAACUAAUUCGUUGAAGCACAAGGGAUAUGUUGUCAAGAUAAUUUCUAGAAAGCCUGGCCCCAUUAAUAUGACCUGGACAGAGUUGGAGAAAACGGGCAUUCCUUCAAACACAGCAGCAGUUGUCAGCAUGGCUGGACAAAACAUAUUCGACAUGACGAGGAGGUGGACUCCUGGGUUUAAACAAAAUGUUUGGUCUAGUCGGGUUAACACGACCCAGGGAUUAGCUAAUGCCAUUAAAAAGGCUGCUGAGAAGCCGACUGUUUUUAUAUCUCUGUCAGGAGUAGGUUACUAUAAACCAUGUGAUAAAACGGAAUAUUCAGAAGACAGUCCUGGAGGAAAUUUUGAUUUUUUAUCAGAAUUAGCAGCAAAUUGGGAAAAUGCAUCGAAACUUGACACACCAGAUUGUCAAAAUGUUCGAAGAGUUGUUAUACGAUCAGGUGUGGUGGUUGGAAGAAAUGGAGGAGUUGUGCAGCAAAUGUAUUGGCCUUUUUACUUUGGGGUAGGAGGACCCGUUGCAUCUGGACAACAAUAUUUCCCCUGGAUUCAUAUAUCCGAUAUUGUUGGUUUAAUAGUAUUUGCGAUUGAAAACAAAAAUGUGGAUGGGAUAAUGAACGGGGUUGCUCCUCAAGUUAUCUCCAACAAGGAUUUCGCAUCAGCCCUGGGUCGAGCUAUGUGGCGUCCUGCAAUUUUGCCAUUGCCGGCGUUUGUUUUAAAUGCUGCAUUUAGUGAAGAAAGAGCCAAAAUAAUGACAGAAGGUCAAAAAGUAAUACCGAAGAGAACGGAAGAGCUAGGUUAUAAAUUUAAAUAUCGCGAUAUUGACUCUGCAUGUCGAGAGUGUAUCAGAGUUACCUGAUUAACAAUCAAUGGUUAUUAGACAUUAUUUAUGAAUACAUGUAUAUUAUGAACGAGUAUAACGCAUAAUUUCUUAUAGAUAUUUGAUGAUUUUAAUUGUAGACAAAAUAAUAAACAUGCAAUUUUUAAAAUA
Messenger RNA from Folsomia candida, 1190 nucleotides. Its product is annotated as epimerase family protein SDR39U1. Bases 147 to 1058 code for a protein of 303 amino acids. The record is from RefSeq and is a predicted model, not a curated record. The transcript has 6 exons. Lineage: Eukaryota; Metazoa; Arthropoda; Collembola; Entomobryomorpha; Isotomidae.